AUGAGCUUUAGAGGGUUUUCGAAGAGCGUGACUCGGGCGCCGCAACAGUUCAAAGCCAAGUUCAAUCUUGGUGAACAAACCAAGGACCCCGUCUACAUUGACGCCGAGCGACGGUUCAAAGAACUCGAGACCGAGACCAAGCGCUUGCACGAUGAGUCCAAGAAGUAUUUCGAAGCCAUCAAUGGCAUGAUCAACCACCAGAUCGAGUUCAGCAAAGCCAUGUGCGAGAUCUACAAGCCCAUUUCCGGCCGCAUGUCUGACCCCGAUUCCCUUGUGGUACAUGGCAACCCCGAGGGUAUUCGUGCAUGUGAAGAGUAUGAGGCCAUAGUCAAGGAUUUGGGUGAAGCUCUCAGGCCUGAGCUCGAGAUGAUUGACUCGAGAAUUAUUGGUCCUGCAAACGAACUUCUCGACGUCAUCAAGGCCAUCAGGAAGACUGCGGUGAAGCGUGACCACAAACAGCUCGACUACGACCGACAUCGGGCAACGCUCAAGAAGCUGCAAGACAAGAAGGAAAAGACUGCCAAGGAUGAAAAGGCCAUGUGGAAGGCCGAGGGCGAGGUGGAGAACGCGACACAAGAGUUCAACUACUUCAAUGAUCUGUUGAAGGACGAACUACCAAAGCUUUUCCGGCUGGAGCGCGAGUUUAUUCAGCCCUUGUUCCAGUCAUUCUACUACAUGCAGCUGAAUAUUUUCUACACGAUGCAUGAGAAGAUGCAGCACUGUGAUAUUGGAUAUUUCGACCUGACUCAGGAGCUGGAGGAAGGAUUCAACCAAAAACGAGGCGACAUCCAGGAGCAGGCUGAGAAACUGUCCAUUGUGAAGUUCAAGACGACGGGACAAAGAAGACCACCAAAGUAUGGCCAGAAACCGGCGGCUCUCACUGGUCCGAACCGACCCGCGGCCAUCACUGCCGGCCCGUCCUCCUCGUCCUCAAUGACAACACCACAAAUUACCUAUGGCCAAGACGCAGAGGCAGAUCAGGCUUCUGCUUCCGCUCCUCCGCCAUACUCAGCCACCAGCAAGCCAGCAUUCGCGUCGGCCGCGUCUCCACCACUGAAAAGCCCGAUCUCUCCAGGACUGGCCGCCGCUGCUGCUGCGAAGUCGAAACCACCUCCUCCCAAGCCCAAGCCUAGUCGUCUGAGUGCCGCACCUGCAGGAGCAGAGACUGUGACAGCACUCUAUGAUUACUCGGCCCAAGCAGAAGGGGACCUGAGUUUCAGGGCUGGCGACGUGAUUACCAUUGUACAGAGAACAAAUAACGAUAACGAGUGGUGGACCGGAAAGGUAAACGGCAAGCAAGGCCAGUUUCCAGGAAAUUAUGUCAAGCUUGGUUAG
This is a messenger RNA of Pestalotiopsis fici W106-1, 1335 nucleotides long. RefSeq lists its product as uncharacterized. Gene Ontology annotation, biological process: endocytosis; plasma membrane tubulation; actin cortical patch localization. The transcript has 3 exons. Bases 1 to 1335 code for a protein of 444 amino acids. Gene Ontology annotation, cellular component: actin cortical patch; medial cortex; mating projection tip. Gene Ontology annotation, molecular function: protein binding; lipid binding. The record is from RefSeq and is a predicted model, not a curated record. Lineage: Eukaryota; Fungi; Ascomycota; Sordariomycetes; Amphisphaeriales; Sporocadaceae.